AUGUGCAAUCGAGAUAGAUUGUGUCAAAGGGCAAUUUUGGCGCUAACAAAUGAAACAGUAGGCCAGAUUAACGAACAAUCUAUGUCAGACGUGGAGGGGGAUGUUGUCGAGUACCUCUCAGGACGCAAUGUUAUGGACACUGAACAAGUGACAUCGUACCCUAUAGAGUAUCUCAAUUCUUUAGAACUAUCAGGGGUUGCGGAUGAAAGUUGGUGUCACAGUCCUGUAAAUGAGAAAUCUUGA
Parnassius mnemosyne (clouded apollo) is the source of this 243-nucleotide messenger RNA. The record is from the annotation of a GenBank genome assembly. NCBI's taxonomy places the organism in Eukaryota, Metazoa, Arthropoda, Insecta, Lepidoptera, Papilionidae.